This is a messenger RNA of Misgurnus anguillicaudatus (oriental weatherfish), 6074 nucleotides long. Lineage: Eukaryota; Metazoa; Chordata; Actinopteri; Cypriniformes; Cobitidae. The record is from RefSeq and is a predicted model, not a curated record.
AAGCUAUGGCUUCAGAGAAGUGGACUGAAUGUCACAGUUCUUUAGAGGACGACUGUGAAUCCCAUCUUCCCUCUUCCCGGCUCUUAUCAAGGAAUCAUGGUUGCCAUAGACGCAGAGCUCCAAGCCUUUCCAUUGAUUCUGGAACCUUCUCUGUGGAGCCCUGCCAGGUGUUUGAAAGUAGUGAAGAUUUUAGAUCUGAUAGCAGGACUCUUUGUGACUGCGCUGACACGAAUUGCUUUACAGAAGAAGAACUCUUGAACAUUACUUUUGAAGCAUGUGACACUACUGGCAAAGGAGAGGUCCAGGCCUCCACGGUGGUGCAGUAUCUCCAGUCCAUGACCCUCCAAAAUUCCGGCCAGGAUAAGCUGAAAAACUUGCAGCGCAUGCUGGAUCCAGAGAACCGGAACGACCCUGUUAGUCGGGAUAGGUUUCAUGCCACCAUGAGGGAUUGGAUAGCCCAGUGCUGCCAAGAUGGGCUUCCUGAAGAUAAGAACCAGGUACCAGGUUCAGUCUUUAGAAAAUUAUCUCUAACUGGGACAGAGUAUCCUACUUCUUUAAAUGAAGCCACAUUCACAGAUGGAGCUGAAUGUCAUUGUGAGACUGGAGAUCUUUUAGGGCUAGUAGCUGAACUGAAACACAACCAGCAGAGGUUAAGUGAGCAGAACAGCAGUCUGUUAAGAACCGUUUCUCAGUGUGAAGACACAAUACUACAACUCAACCUGGAGGUUUCAGAGUUACACACCAAACUUGCCAGUGCUCAGUUGUUUGCGGUAAGAUCACGGGCUCUUUCUGAAGAACUCGAUGAAACCAGAAGUGCACUCCAGGAGAGCCAGGACAGAGCCACACGAGCACAAGCAAGCAACCGUGCAUUAAUAAAGGAAAGUGAUCGAUUAAAAGCCCUAAUUAAAAUAUCUGAAGAAAAGAAUGUAAAAAUAACAAUGGAGAGAAACCUGAGUGAGGAGCGAAUAAACAAACUGAAGAGAGAAAUCUCUGAUUUAAGGAGUGAACUGGAAGAAACGUAUAUGGUACUUGCUGUAAAAGACAGAGACCUUACUAAGAGAAACAUACUGCUGGAAAAGCUGAAGGACACUCACUUUGAAAGCCACAAACUUAUUGAGGGCUUACAGUCAGAACUGAUGAGGUUACAAGAGCACUCACAGCAAGCACUCUUCAGGUUAAAUAAAUCCCAUACCGGCUCUCCUGGUUCACAGAGGACAUGUGCAACAAACCAUCAGUCUCUGGAUUGUGAGAUUCAGGAAGCUCAACCGAAUGUGACUAUGGAGUUGAGUUCCUCACUCAGUCAGAUGUUGCCAAUCCAGAGAGAAGAUAUUCAAAACAUCAAGCCUGUUGAAUUAUCCCAUAUUCUCCAUAUGCAAUUCGCAGAGACUGAUGGUGGAGGUGGACACGGUGCAGCUGAAAUGUUAGAGAGACAACAACAACAACAUGGAAGUUCUAGAAAUCAGCUGAUGACAUUACUCAACGAGCUAGAUCUUCUCAAAGCUCCACGGACAGAGCAGGGAAAGAUGCUGACCAAGUCCAGACAUCAGACACAGGAGGCCCACAUAGCUGCAGCCAUCACCUGGUGUAGGGGUCAGGGCAAACAGUGCAAGAAAAGCCAGACUGGCAGAGAUCCUCAUGAAACUGUGAGAGUUGUGCAUCAGCAGACACCAAGCUUGGAGGUCGAUCAGAAGACAGCCCAUCUGGAAGAGAAGAAGUGUGGAGUGAGUGUGGUUCGGGAAACGAGGACCUUCAGAGACGCUCAGGUUCAGGCUGAGGAAACAUGGAAGAAAGAGUUUCGGGAUGUGGCUGUGCUCACUGAUUCGCUGGUAGAUGUUGGAGAGACGGAAGGUCUUCUGAAGGCCCUGAGAAGAGUUGAGGACAUGGUGACCCAGGCCUCUCAGGUGCUUAUGGACGGUGAGAAGAAAAUUAAGGAGAGGAUAGAGUCCAUCAUCCAGAGGAUGGAGAAGGCUCUAAACAUAGCUACAACCACUGAACACCAACUCGAUGCCCUGGAGGUCUCCAUUAACACACAGUUGUCGCUCUCUGAUGGGAGAUCAGUGGCUGUCGACCUCACCCCAGUGGACAUCACUUCUUUUUUUAAACAACAACCUGUCGCUCAAGAAAACCUUGCUUCCCUUCCGUCAGUUAAAGGUGGCUCUCUUCUGUACACGAGAGCAGAGGACCACAGCAACAAGGUCAGUGAAAACUCAGAUGAGUCUUCCUCAGGUCAGGAUCCCGGUUCACCAUCUGAUCUUUGGCUCAGCCGCAUCAGAAGCUCUGAGCUCGUGACCGUAGAUCUUUCACCUCAGACCUCUGCUUUGUCUUGUAUUGAGAGUGGGUCUUACGUCGAACACUCGCCCCAUCACACACAGGAGAAUGUAGCUGGGUCAGUGUUUACAUUCCUUUACUUCUUAAAGGACAAGGCUUUUGUGUGUUUAUGUAAAAUCCUCACACAAAGACCAUCUGACGGGAGGUCAGACCCAUCAGCAAGCAAUGAGAGCUUCCCAUCAACAUCAGAGGACAGUGAGAACACCUUAGCCACACAAGAGGAACCUUGUAGGAGCCAAAGCCUGAUAAAAGAGGACAGCAUAUGUUCAGAAACUGAGCAACCAAACGGCAAGGGACAAACAGAAAGUUGGACAUCCGAGUAUAGUGAUAGAAAAGAGGUCUUAAAACUUUUAAACCAAGGACGACCCUUCAAGUCUGAGAACGGUUGUGAUAACCAAACAUUUGAUUCAUCACGGUUGUGCCAAGCUGAGUUAGAGGAUACUGGGAAGUGUCAAGAGCGAAGCGAGGAGAUCCACGAGGAGUCAGAUUGCAGCGGGAGGAGUCAAGAAGAAUCUGAGGGCAGUGGAGAGAGUCAAGCAAGGACACAGAUCAGCGAGGAACCAAAAACAAGUGACUCAGAUACAUCAAAGUAUCAGGGUCUUCAAUCCUCUCAUCACUCUGACAGUCCAGGGGACCGAGUGAACAAUUCAACCGUAUGUCAAACCAAAUACGGACAAAGUGAACAGACUUUACUAAAGAGAGCUCACAGUGUCACAACAGAGGCUGUCAGCCCUUUUGUCUUCCCUCAUACACGCUCCCGGUCUCCUCUCACCCCUACCAUGCCCACCCUGCCUGAGGAAGAGGAAGACUCUCCAGAAGAGCUUGAUAGUGAAGCCAGCUCACCAUCCACAUAUGCACCAGUCGAAAGCAAGGUGGUAAAUGUGACCAUGAGUCCACCGGCCAUUGUACUUCCAACACAAGCCAGCAAACAGGAGCUGUGUGUUUUAGAGAAAGCAAGACCUCACAGUCCCAGACCUCGUCUCUCCCGAAACUCUGCCACCUCCGUUCCCAUCACCACAGUGGAUGAUGAGGGACAUGUGAUAGAUCUAGUGAAGGAUCAACUUCCUGAGCUCCAGUUAUCUGAAGAGGAACGUCGGAAGAAUCUGGAGCUUCUUGAGGAGGCCAAGAAAGUCAGUGAUCGAUUCCUUCAGCGCAGAGGCCGACGCUCUACCUCUAGUCUUACUGACUCUCCUACAGCUCUCUCGCCGAACCCAACGCCCUCGUCGUCCCCCAGACCAUCGAGAAGCAGCUCUCUCUCUGCACCCGUACAGCUAGGCGGUCCUGAGGUCAGCACUCCUCCUGCGAGUCCCUCCUUUACUCCGCACUUGGAGGUGCCAUCGUCACAUGACCGUGGGGACACAAGCAGAGGAGAGCAGGAGAGCUUCUCAAGAGUCGUGGAGUGGAAGCCCAGUGAAAAGCGAAAAGUGUCGUCUGGUGCGUUAAACCCACGACACGCCACCACCAUAAUGGUCAGAGAUCCUGCCGUGGCUCAGAAGGAAAACCCGGACCGUCACGGAUCAGCAGACAAAACGAAGAACUCCGAACAUGCUGGCCAGAAAAAAGAUGAGAUCUCUUGCCGUGGCGCCAAUCAACCUUUAGCCACAGGAGUCGCCAAACCCGUCCCCCGUCCACCCACUCAACAGGCCCCGUGCACGGCCGAAAUCAAAACGAUAGGAGCUUUCCCACCUCUGAUGAGAGCGGUCUCCUGGGACACGGUGGGCUCCGUCAACAUGAGGAAUGCUGCUCCCAAAGGGGAGGAAAAUCUCACUUCUGACAAAUCACUGUUUAAAUCCUCUGGGUACAAGGACUUCCCUGUGCCGCCCGGGAACGUUCAGAAACUCUCCAAAUUGCGUGAGGAGCACAAACUGAUACGUAUCCAGACUAUCUCUAGCUCAAAGCUUCCCGACCUGAAUGAAUCGACUGAGCAGAGCCGAGGUCCACCCUCUCCUCUGCCGAGCUCUCCCAGUGAAGACGAUGUUAAUGAGAAACAUGACGCGAUGCCCAACAUUUCAGACGUCAUGCUGCGCAAGCUCAAACUGCACAGAGGUUUACCUGGCUGUGCUCCUCCCCUCUCAGAGAAAGAAGUUGAGAAUGCUUUUGUGCAGCUGUCGCUGGCUUUUCGCAAUGACAACUACACACUGGAGUCUCGACUUAAACAGGCAGAGAGAGAGCGCAACCUGACGGAGGAAAACACUGAGAAGGAACUGGAAGAGUUUAAAUGUGCCAUCAAGAGCACCGUGUCACUGUGGCAGAACGCAGAACAGAGAGAAUUUUACCAGCAACUUAUAGAAACCAUUUCUGUAUUUCAUCGACUGACCAACCGCCUCUCCAGCAGGGCCGAGAUGGUCGGGGCCGUACGGCAGGAGAAGAGAAUGAACAAGGCCACAGAGGUGAUGAUGCAAUAUGUGGAGAAUCUGAAAAGGACUUAUGAGAAGGACCACGCUGAGCUGAUGGAGUUUAAAAAACUGGCCAACCAAAACUCCAACCGCUGCUACAGCGGCUCAGUAGACACUGGAGAUGAUGGUGUUCAACGUCCCUCCAGAUUCAUAUCACCACAACUUGGGAAGGCCUUGCCCAGACGAAGAGUCAGUGUGGCUGUAGUUCCUAAGUUUAAUCUACUGAAUGUCCCCGGACAGACCUCGGCUGUGUCCAGUGCUCUUCCUGUGCUGUGUGAGGCCAACACCAUUAGAAACUGUAAUUCAUCAGACUCCACCCAUCAAGAUGUGCAUGAGAGGAACAAUGGAAACCGUGUGCCAGAACAGGAAGGUGAAGCCAUGCCAAGCAGAGUUCAUUGCAAUCCAGAGAAAAUUACAGAUGAGAUCAAAGCCAAGCUUGAAGAAGAAGCUUAUAACAAAGGGUACCAAGAAGGACUUAAAAGGAGUAAAGAACUUAAGGAGGAUGAGGAGAAAGCUGAGGAGAAGCAGCUGGAGUCUGAGGAAGAGAUAAGAGGAGGUGCCGAUGAAAACAAAAAGCCUAACAGCAGGUACGAGGAGGCACUGGAAUUCAUGGACCGGAUUUUUCCAAAGGUCUUCAGACGAAACCGUUUGCUUUGGAUAGUCAUCACUGUAUUCUUAGUUUUAUUCCUGUUUGUCAAUAUCAUGAACUUCUUCAGUCACCGCUACAGCGAUAGUGGAGACACGUCUGCAGAGAAGUCGGCCAUCCCAGGGAAGAAAAAGUUUUUUGGACUGAAUGUAGGGUCCAAGAGCCCCGCCCCAGAAUGAAACCAUUCGUGAACGGACACCUGCUUAUCCUUUACCCCGUAUCAUCUGUGAGUCUAUGACACUGCAAAUAACAGAUUUAUUUGUUAUCAUUUAGGGACCAGGCGUGCUCGGAUAACAGAUCAGAUUUGCAUUGAAAUGUUGGGAUUUUGUUGUUAUCGGACAGAGAUGUUUUAUGAGACUAAUGUCACGUUUGACAUAUAUAUGAUACCACUCGAACCUUAUUAUUGAAAAUUCUCAGGUUUUGUGAAAUAGAUAUAUUAAGUACAAUAUUUAAAAACUUUAAUGUUUGAUACAGGAUGUUUUGCAAUUGUUUGUUGUUAUUUGAAUUGACAUUCCAAGCUAGAUCCUGAAGUGCAAUAGUUGACUGUUGUGUGUGUACAGAGCACUGAUUUUAAUAGUAGAGUUUUUCACAGUUUUAAAGAGCACUUUUAAAUAGCACGAAAGUUAAAAUUUCAUAUUUGCACAUGUGUGCUUGUGUUUUUGUUGUGCCACUUCACCUUGAAAUAAAGGUGUUUUACAAACAGA